Molecule: messenger RNA, 1560 nt
Organism: Abrus precatorius (Indian licorice)
Lineage: Eukaryota; Viridiplantae; Streptophyta; Magnoliopsida; Fabales; Fabaceae
Exons: 2
Coding region: 1-1560 (519 amino acids)
Molecular function (GO): protein dimerization activity
Source: RefSeq, a predicted model, not a curated record
AUGGCUGUUGAGAAAGCUAAACCUGUGCAAGUGCCUUUACCUACUGGAACAACAAGUUUGAAUCCACCUGUGGAUGGGAGCAAGAGAAGAAGAGGAGGACCAUUGGAAAGGGUGUUUAACAAUACGGCUAGAGAUCACUUGACUUGUGAAAUUGCUAGAAUGUUUUAUUCAGCCGGUUUGUCAUUCAAUAUUGCUCGUAAUCCAUAUUUUGUUAGUUCCUACACAUUUGCUGCUAACACUCAAAUCUUAGGUUUUCUUCCACCGGGUUACAAUGCUAUAAGAACUUCACUCUUGCAAAAGGAAAAUGCCAACAUAGUAAAGUUACUCCAACCUAUCAAAGACACUUGGCCAAAAAAAAGUCUGAGCAUAAUUAGUGAUGGUUGGACUGAUGCACAAAGAAGACCACUAAUUAACUUCAUGGCGGCAUGUGAUUCAGGUCCUAUGUUUUUUAAAGCAAUUGAUGGAUUUGGUGAAUAUAAGGACAAGAAUUAUAUAACAAACCUCAUUCUAUCUACCAUUGAUGAAGUUGGAGCACAAAAUGUUGUCCAAAUAAUCACAGAUAAUGCACCUGUUUGCAAAGCUGUUGGAUCUAUUGUGGAAUCUGUGCAUCCUCAUAUUUUUUGGACACCUUGUGUUGUGCACACAGUAAAUCUUACACUCAAAGGUAUUUGUUCUCCGAAAAAUACACCAGCUAAUGAGGUUGCUUAUAAUGAGUGUAGUUGGAUCUCUCAACUUCCUGAUGAUGCAUACUUCAUAAGAAAUUUCAUUAUGAAUCAUUCUAUGAGACUUGCCAUGUUAAAUCAAUUUAAUAAUUUAAAAUUAUUUUCCAUUGCUGAGACUCGAUUUGCAUCAACUAUUAUAAUGCUUAAAAGGUUGAGAACCCUUAAGCAUGGUCUUCAAACUAUGGUGAUUAGUGAGCAAUGGUCUCAUUAUAAAGAAGAUGAUGUCCCAAGAGUUACCCUUAUGAAAGAAACAAUUCCAGAUGACAGUUUUUGGGAUAAGAUUGCUUAUAUCUUAAGCUUCACGAACCCUAUGUAUGAGAUGCUUCAUUCUUGUGACACCGAUGAACCAACUCUUCAUUUGGUUUAUGAAAAAUGGGAUGCCAUGAUUAAGCAAGUGAAAUAUGCAAUAUAUCAACACGAGGGCAAGGAGUUAAAUGAACAUUCAUCCUUUUAUGAAGUGAUGUAUAACAUUUUGAUUGAUAGGUGGACUAAAAGUAACACACCACUUCAUUGCUUGGCUCAUUCACUAAAUCUUAGGCAAUGGCUUAAUGAAGCACCAAAUCGAGUACCUCCACACAAGGACAAUGAGAUUUGUAUAGGGAGAAACAAAUGUUUAAGAAGCUACUUUUUGUAUCCAAGGAAAAGAUUAGACGCAACACAGGAGUUUGUUAAAUUCUCAAGUGGUGGAGAAGAGAUUGGAAAAUUUGAUUGUUUACAAGAUAGGUGGAACUUGAAGCCAAAAGAAUGGUGGGUCAUGUAUGGUGCUGCACUUCCUAAACUUCAAACCAUUGCUUUAAAGGUCCUUUCACAACCAUCAUCUUCUUCUUGUUGUGAGUGA